Pseudogymnoascus verrucosus is the source of this 2222-nucleotide messenger RNA. It is a transcript of the gene CSN12, whose product is annotated as COP9 signalosome (CSN) subunit. Gene Ontology annotation, biological process: poly(A)+ mRNA export from nucleus; post-transcriptional tethering of RNA polymerase II gene DNA at nuclear periphery; transcription elongation by RNA polymerase II. NCBI's taxonomy places the organism in Eukaryota, Fungi, Ascomycota, Leotiomycetes, Thelebolales, Thelebolaceae. Gene Ontology annotation, molecular function: double-stranded DNA binding; RNA binding. The transcript has 6 exons. The coding region runs from base 514 to 1875 and encodes 453 amino acids. The record is from RefSeq and is a predicted model, not a curated record. Gene Ontology annotation, cellular component: transcription export complex 2.
CAACGAAAGGUGGUCCCUGUUUUUGAUACUGUAAGACGCCGACACUGGAUGAAAAUAGUAUUAUUUUUGGGUCCCAAUCUAAAGAUAACUCUGACGAGGUUACUUUACAGUAUAUAGGUUUUAUUUUGUCAGGAUUAACCGUUUUGACGACCACUGACGCUGUGAGGGACAACGGCUUGGCACGGUUUACGGCACGUGAUAUUGACUGACUGUUUGCAUUCGAAGUAGCAUCCCACUUUGUUCACAUUGACCUGCUGGGAAGACUGAACCAUCUUUACAUUACACUUUCGCCUGCUGUUUCUCGUGGCUGUUUGAGAAGCCAAAGACGAAGCCAGAUAGAUCGGGUGCCAACUUCUAAACACUUCUGUUUUGAAAUCCAUUGUCUACGUCGUAUCUUCACAACCAAUCGACAGAACUUCCCUUGUUGGGAGACAUACCAGGCUUUGGUCCCUGUCUUACAAAUCUGAGUGUGGUCCAGACGAAACACCCAGAUGACAAUAAGCAACGAUUGAAAUGGAGUCUAUUUUCAAAAACUUCCGAGAGGCCCACAUUGCUGGUAACGGAUACCAGCUGUCUGAUACCCUCCUACCAAUUUCACACUCUGAAGAACCCGGGCGCUUGCAUAGUUUCUUCAACAGCACCAAUGCCGCGAAUGUCAAAAGUGACAUCCAAUACAAUGUGUUGUAUGAUAGACAGUCUACUCUCAGACUUUCCACCGAGGAAGGAAAGGCAUGGGUCGAUGUCUAUACUGGUUAUUGGACAGCUGUUGGUGAGAUCAUAAAGGCUGAAGAUGCCCAGAAAACCAAUUCACCGGUCAACUGGGUCGCUGUCUAUGAGACUUGGAAGGAGAUGACGAACGCGAUCAUUCGUGGAUAUAGUACCGGAUGUUUUGAAGCAUGGACAAUUCCGUGCCUCUACAUCAGUGGAAAAUACUUGCGGAUAUUUGCCAUAAAAGCCGAUGCUGCAGGCGGUAACACGGACAAGGCCAUGGACUUCCAAGACGACUUCAAUCCAGAUACCGGAAAGAACGAAAAACUCGAGGAUGCGGCUCGAGUCUUGAAUCGGAUGUUCCAGUUAUGCGUUAGCGAUAGGGCCCCUCUCGAAGAUUCACGCAAAUGGGGCAUCUAUAAUAUCGUCAACCUUCUGUUUAAGACCUACUUUAAACUUAACUCCGUGGCAUUGUCUAAGAACAUCAUCAGAGCCCUCCAGGCUUCCCGAGGUGAUAUACCGGAUGUCGAGUCUUUCCCGAAAUCCCAUCAAGUAACGUUUAAGUAUUACAUGGGCGUCAUUCAGUUUCUAGAAGAAGACUACAAACAGGCAGAAGCUUUUCUGACACAAGCGUGGGAAUUGUGCCACAAGCAAUCCACCCGGAACAAGGAACUCAUUUUGACAUAUCUUAUACCUUGCCACCUUCUUACUACGCACACCCUCCCAAGCGAAACACUGCUCGCCCCUUACCCACGCCUCCAAGAACUAUUUUUACCGCUUUCUCGAUGCAUUAAGCGUGGCGACUUGACCGGGUUUGAUAAUGCGCUUGCAGCAGGGGAAGACGAGUUUGUCAAGCGUCGUAUAUACCUAACUCUCGAACGAGGCAGGGAUAUUGCACUGCGAAACCUCUUGCGGAAGGUAUUCGUUGCGGGUGGGUUUGAAGAACCCAACGACAAAAGCUCUGUCCCAGUGAGGCGGACUCGUGUUACUGUCGCAGAAUUCAGCGCAGCGAUCAGUAUCGGAAACAAAGAGAAGCUAGAUGACGAUGAAGUCGAAUGUUUACUGGCAAAUAUUAUAUACAAGAACCUUAUGAAAGGAUAUAUCGCCCGAGAGCGCGGAAUCGUCGUUUUGAGCAAAGGCGGCGCGUUCCCAGGGACGGGCAUAUGAAGUGGCUACAAAGAAUUGGUCGCGAGAGACAGAAAGGAGAAAUGGGCGAUAUCCUUAUCGCCAAACGUUGUCCGCGGGAUAGAACUGGAUUGGUUCUACUUAUGGACUUCUGAAAUAAACCCAAGGUCUGCUGGCACGUGUGCCAAUAACUAAAUUUGCUACCGACGAAUGCCAUCGGAAUGGGAUUAGCUGCUUUGUAUACUGGGAUACUGGCACGGCUGCAGAUUAUGAUGGUCAAUAAUGCAUUAAGCAGGUAUCAUAUGGUGUUGCUUGGUUAUCUCCGGGGUGAGUGUUAAUGGCUAAAACAUGCAUCCCAUAAACAUAUUAGGCCAUAGAUUGCAAGGGAU